GCGAGCGCCCAGGGCGCCGGCAGCCCCGGCCCGCCCUCCCCGCCCCCAACUACUCGCUCCCCAACGGAAAGUUCGGCUCCGGCGGCUUCUCGCCCGGCAGCGGGGAUGAGCCGGGGUCGGGGGGCGCGCUGAGCGGCGGCCAGGAGGGGGCAACUUCUCCCGGGAGAGCGCCUCCCGCCGGGCCCCGCCGGCCGCAGCCCCCGGCGGGCUCGAGUGGUUUUUCCCUUGCCUGUGCCUCCCCCCUGCGGAUCCAAGAGACGGACCUAGGUCCCCGCGCUCCCGCUGCCGGGUGACAAGAGCCAGCGCCGCCGCCGCCGCCUCGGCCGCCGCUCCCUCCGUCCCUCCGCCCGGCCGGCUGGCCGCUCCCGGCCGCAGCCCCUGCCCUGCCCGCCCGCCUGCCCGCCGCACCAUGGAGUUCUCGGAGAGGAAGCGGAGCAGGAAAUCCCAGAGCUUCAAACUGGUGAGCCGAGAUUAUCACCAUGAGGUCUGUAAGAUCUCAGAAUUCAGCACCGAUGUUAAUGGGAAGGCCAAAGAGACACAACCCAUUUUUUUAGGAGACGAAAGCAUGGAAAUUAAAAAACAAAUUACAGGAAUGAGAAGAUUACUGAAUGACAGCGCUGGGAGGAUCUACCAGCGUGUGGGCAAGGAGGGGGAGAAGUUGAAAGAAGAACCCCAGGAGCUGGAUUCGAUGUGGCCUCCGCGUUUGAACCCUGUGGAGGCCCUACCGAGCCUGCACCCGUCUUCCCGGGGUGCGUGGAACGAGCUACCAGCCCAGAGCGGGCGGUUCUCAGGGCAGUAUGGUACCCGCUCCAGAACCUUCCAGAGCCAGUCCCACGCCGCCGGGAGCUCCAAUGGAGAACUUCCAGUGGUGAAUUCGUCAGUUGGAUCAAACUGCUGUACUUGUAACUGCCAGUCGACGUUGCAGGCCAUUCUCCAGGAGCUCAAGGCCAUGCGGAAACUGAUGCAGAUUCAGGCAGUUGGAACCCAGAACAGACAACAACCCCCAAUUUCCCUUAUCUGCUCCCAGCGAACUGCCGUCUCGCGCAAGAGAAAUAAAAAGAAAAAAGUGCCCCUGAAGACUGUGGAACCUCUCACUGUGAAACAGAAGCCCAGUGCGUUAGAAGCUGAGAAGAAGGCGGUGGCGGCCCCCGAGAAUCCCAGUCUCCCCUCGGCCGAGCACACCUCCCCCAGGGAGAACCACAUCCUAGGAUUUGGCAUCGUACUCGAAUCACCAGCCUCUGAUCCAGAAGUGCAACUUGCUGAAGGCUUCGAUGUGUUUAUGCCUAAAUCUCAGCUGGACUCUAUACUGUCAAACUACACUCGCUCAGGAAGCCUUCUGUUUAGAAAACUGGUGUGUGCAUUUUUUGAUGACAAGACUUUGGCUAACUCCUUACCCAAUGGGAAGAGGAAAAGAGGACUCAAUGACAACCGGAAAGGACUAGACCAAAAUAUUGUGGGUGCAAUAAAAGUCUUCACAGAAAAAUACUGCACUGCUAAUCACGUGGAUAAACUUCCUGGCCCAAGAGACUGGGUUCAGAUUCUACAGGAUCAAAUCAAACUGGCCAGAAGAAGGUUAAAAAGAGGCUCAGCAGAGGCAGCUGACGGUGAUGAACGGCUGGACUGCGUUUCUCUACCCCCAACAGAUGGAGGCAGAGAGGUGUUUCAGAUGAGAAAAUUGACAUACAGGAUGGUAGAACCACCUCAUGGAACUGAAAAGAAUUUCAAGGAAUCUGAGAAAGAAGGCGUGUUAGAGAUCAUCUAGUCCCGUCCCUUCUUUUUAUCCAGUCCUUUUAUUUUACAGGUAAAAAAGCCUGAGGCCCAGAAACACUAAAUGACUUUCUCAAGGUCUUACAGCGGGUUGGUGGCCUGGCCGGAGCCCAGGCCUCUCAACUCCCAGCCAAUCCACCGCGUAGCUUUCUUACACCUUCUCUGCAUGUUUCCUAAAGAUACUAAGAGGUGACGGAUGUACUAAUCCCUUUAGGAUUCCAUCUCAGUGUCACCCCGUCUUCACAGUUAGAGUGUCUGUCAUAAGUCAGCCUGAAGUCCGCUGCAGCUUCAGCUCUCAGGUUCUUCCCAAGAAGACCCUACCCCAGGCCGUGAGGCCCUAAGGAGGACAAUAGUAGGACCCCCUCCUGCAGUUUUUUUCACUAGACUCCUGAUAGAUAUUUGAUACAAAUCACUAAACAGCAUGAUAAAUAAUACCACUUAUCACCUGGAAAAUGGGAAGAGACGUCACGGAUUGGUGCCCAAAUUUUGCAGUAAUGGAAUUAAACAAUCUUGAUUAGACUGGCAUGUCUCUGGAGUGCCUCUCACAUAAAAGCCCAGUCUGGGGCUCCUCUGAACACAGCACCACGACUUAGUCCUCCCCCCUUUUACGUGUCUCCUUAAUGAGACCGUCCGAGGGAUGAGCCCCACCUUUCUCGUCCACACAGCUUCCUCCCUGGAUUGGAGACUCACUGGCCAGACCUUCCUCAUCUGGUCUGUCUGAGCUGGCAGCCAUUGGUCCUUUUUAAAGAUUUAACAGUGCCUUUAUUACCUUAUUAAGGUCUUUUUUCUCCUCCCAAAUUCAUGCGUGUUGGGAAGGGGUGGGACGGGGGAAUAAAUCCCCAAGUGUUUCGAUGAACCAGAACCGACCAGGCCACGGUUACAGUCGGGUGUCAGAUGACAUUUAUCUCAGUCCGUUAACACUUCAGCAAACUUCUGUUUGUCUAGCUUUAACAAAAAUGGAUACAGAUUUUUCGAGUGGAAAAACAUAUUUUCUUAAUUUCUUUUCCCUCGACCCUGUCAGUAAGCGUUUUUGAGCGAUGCCAGGAGUCAGCACUGAGUUAGGUUCUGGUGAGCAAAUCCCACCCUCAGACCAGAGGCAGAGGCUACUAUAACCCAGGGGUGGAGACAGAGCUCUGAUAAAGGAGAAAAACCACCAUAAGGGAACAAUUUGGGGGGGGGGAAAGAGUACAGAGAAUAAAAUCAAAACAGUACUGAAAUUUAAAGGAGGCUUCUGGAUUUGAAAUAGAACAGUGCAGAGCGCACCUAGGCUUAGCAUUUUUUGCUCAUAAAUUGGCAUUCCUUUGCACACAUUUUAGAAAUUAAUACAGAAAAGUGUAAGGAAGAAAAUGUAAAUUACUUUUACCACCCAGAGACAACCAUUAUUGUUGGGUGUUUUUUCCCAGACUUUUCUCUAUAUUUUUUUAAUUUAUAUAAUGGAGGUCAAAUCCAUCCAAUUUUGUUUCCUAAAGUUUUGUUCUGUUUGGUUUUACCACCUAACAAGCGUUUCCCAUUUUAUUACAAAUCUCCCUACACAUUAUUUUAAUAGCUGCACUAUAUUCCGUCUUACAGGCCAUAUCGUAUUUUAUUUAGCCAUUUUCUACUCCUGGAUGAUAGAUAUGAACAUACUCUAAUAGGAACCCACAUUCAUGGGUUUUCCUGUAAAAAUCAUCAUUACAGAUUUCUAAUGGCUAAAAUUACUCAUUCGGCACACCUAAAGCCUUGGCUAAAAAAUACUGAUUUAGAGGUGAAACACAGACACCUUACCAAUGAGGUCCUGCGUCUGGCCGUGUCAUAGACAAGCGUACAACUCUUCCUUAGAGAAGCGGCCCCCCUUCACUUUCUUGUCUCUGUUGUAGGUCAUAUAUUUGACACCAGGAGAGAAAACACGGAAGACACAGAGACAGCUUUCACUGCCUAGACUUCCCUUUAGCGACACUUCUUAGCGCACGCAUCUCCUCCAUUGGAAUUUCCUCAAAGAUCCACUAGCAUUUCAGGUUACUGCAAAGUGUGGGCGUUCUGUGAAGCUGACCCGUCACGUCUGAAUAGUUUUCAUAUUCUUUCUUUGUAAUGUGUGAUAAUCAAGCCUCCAGUUUGGUCUAAGAUGUUUAAAAAUCAUCUUCAGAGUUGAAUUCUCAGCCUUUAAAUGUCCAGCGUAUCACUGGGUUGGUUCAAUGUCCAUGAAAAAGAAGCAGUUUUAUUUUCCGUUUUUUUUUUUUUUCUUUUUCAGUGUGAAUAUGGUAUAGAGUUUUGAAGUGUAUUUAUUUUAAUGUAAAUUGCUUAGUUGCAGUAUAGAGGAGAAUGGCUCUUUCCGGACCAAGGAAGCAGUGUUGAAGGCCAAACUUAAUUAGAAUCUUCAACAGCUUAGAAGAUGGAAAAGUUGUUUUGGGAGACAGGACAGCUCUGAUCUAUUAGAUGAAAUCAUUUGUGGCAUCAUUUUCUCCCCAGAAUAAUCAUUUGUCACUGAUAAGUGCAAACGAUACGUAAAUUCUUAGGAAAGAAAAAUCUUUCACGUAGGCUGUGUCAACACAGUGACAAAAUAACUAAUUAAAAGGUGAGAAGCUCAAAGUAACCAGCUAUCCACAUGACACCUGACAACUAUUUUAACAGAUGGUUUUAGCUGAGUGGGCCAGGGUUGUGGCAUCAUGUGGCAACUGGCCACAAAUGUACUUGAUCUUCUAUACUUCACAUGGCUCUGGUACACUUGCCCCCCGCUAUAUAUAAAACCAACAAGUGAAAAUGUGGAUUCAUUUUAAAGAAAUAUUUUGGGCAUGUGGGUAUUUGUUUCACAGAGAUAUUUGCCUCCAGAUUCCUUUCUCUAGUAAGGUGAUGAAUUUAAAAUGCCUGUUUAUUUGGAGGCAUUGCAUUUACACUUCGUUUAUUGUAUAAAGCAAAUUACCGUGAAGUUUUGGCACUUGACCCAAAGGCCAAAAGUUGGCUUGAAAGAACUUUGGACAGUAGAAACACCAGACCCCCGGGGCGUGGGGAGGGGAAACGCUGUGCUACCAUUUAACACACGUCCCUGGCACUUAUUUUAUCAAAUCGGAGAGUGUAAGAGCUCAGAGUUACCAUUAGUCCCACUCCCUCGGUUUGUGGUGAGGCAGCUAAGGAGGAAUGAGGAUCACGGAUGCCCAGCGCCGGGCAACAAGCCAUCAAUGGGCUAGCCAAGCUGGGAACCUCAGUUCCUGACUACCCCAUCCCAGGUACCUGUACCAUCACAUCACUCGGGGCAGCUAACCCUGGGCUAGGAGGGGAGCUCUCGGGGGAGGCAGUACCCACUAAAGACCAGCUAAUCAACCCAAGACCAUAGGAGGCAUUCCUGUGAUGUGACAAAGCUGGUCUAGGCGUGGCUUAUGGAAUCAAUCCACCUGCUAGACAGCUACAUCUCAUACACGUGUGUCUUUUAUCUUCUUUUCGGAGCCUCAAGGAAGGUUCAGAUCAAUGGUUUCCAUCACAGGUUUACCUAGCCUUUUCGAUUUCAGGCCAGUUAGUAACCCCUUCCCUGACACCAGCCUCUCUGUUCGUCAAGGAGUCUAAUGAAGUAUUGUGAACCCAGGCUUUUGUUUUUCUGCAAGAUAUGUUGUAAAAGUUGUCUUCUGCCUCUCAGAAGGAAGCCUUUCUCAAGGGAAUUGAAAAGAUUAAUUAGUGACCUUUCAACUCUGUUACAGUAAGAUGAAUACAUUGCAAAUAAAAGUAGAAACAUUUACCUUACAGCUGUGGAAUCUGUUAAUAUACACCAUGAACCUUCAAAGCACUUCCUGCCAAGACUGGGCGAGAGCUUGAAUUUUUCACUACUUGAGGGGUGGGUGGGGAUUGUUCGGCUCUCGGAUAUGUGCAAUGGAUUCAGAGAU
This is a messenger RNA of Lagenorhynchus albirostris (white-beaked dolphin), 5615 nucleotides long. RefSeq names its product BEN domain containing 7 (gene BEND7). The record is from RefSeq and is a predicted model, not a curated record. Gene Ontology annotation, molecular function: DNA binding. NCBI's taxonomy places the organism in Eukaryota, Metazoa, Chordata, Mammalia, Artiodactyla, Delphinidae. Bases 410 to 1762 code for a protein of 450 amino acids. The transcript is spliced from 9 exons.